This is a messenger RNA of Aureobasidium melanogenum CBS 110374, 1044 nucleotides long. RefSeq names its product kinase-like protein. The transcript has a single exon. The record is from RefSeq and is a predicted model, not a curated record. Gene Ontology annotation, cellular component: nucleus. Gene Ontology annotation, molecular function: protein serine/threonine kinase activity; ATP binding. Gene Ontology annotation, biological process: protein phosphorylation; mitotic DNA damage checkpoint signaling. Lineage: Eukaryota; Fungi; Ascomycota; Dothideomycetes; Dothideales; Saccotheciaceae. Bases 1 to 1044 code for a protein of 347 amino acids.
AUGUCACCAGCCGCUCAGUUUCUUAGUGGGUGGGGCAGCAAUUCUCAGACUGCCGAGCCUAAGCCGGAUGAUGAAGGACAAUCCAUCGGUAUCAACAAUGAGUAUGUCGUCGGUCGUCAAAUUGGCUCGGGAGGCUUCAGCGUUGUCAAGGAGGUCAUUGGUAUGGACAAUGACGGCCGGAGAACAAAGCUUGCUGUCAAGAUUGUGCGCAAGACCGUCCCCAAUGUCAGCGAGACUGAGAAUGACAAGGCUCAACAAGCUGUCGAUUACGAGAUCGGAAUAUGGCGCUAUCUGAACCAUCCUCACAUCUUGCAACUGCAUACCAGUUUUAUCACGGACUUCGCGACUUUCUGCAUAAUGGAUCUCGUCGAGAGCGGCUCUUUGUACGACCUCAUCAACGAGCUUCGCAACAACGGCCAGAUGGGCUUGAAACCUGAUCUUGCAAAGACGUACUCUCAUCAGCUUGCCUCAGCAUUGAGAUACAUGCACGCAGAUGUCAGACUGGUUCAUCGUGAUGUCAAGCUCGAGAACUGCCUAAUUCAGAUAAGACCCGAAGACGAUUGCGGCAAUCUAAAGCUAUGCGAUUUUGGCCUGGCCAGUUUUGUUGACGGUGAUGCAUCUGGCAUGACUGAUAGCAUCCGGUCACUGGACUCUGAAGACAACAAGGAGCCUGCAGGUACACUUGAGUAUCUGGCUCCCGAACUACUGGGUGGCUCCACUCGCAAAGACUACUCGGCAGAUAUCUGGGCACUUGGCGUGUGCGUUUACACCAUGGUCACAGGCAAACGUCCAUUCCAGCACACUAUUCAAUUCAAGUUGGUCGAACUCAUCGAAGCUGGUGACUGGAACAAGGAUCUUGUCAUGUCCUCACCCGCCGGUCAAGUCGACGGCGAAGACAUCUGUGACCUGCUGCACGGUUGCCUGAACACUGAUCCAGACUUGAGAUGGACUAUAGCCGAUGUCAUGGACUGCAAAUGGUUCUCUGGUCUCGUUGAUGUUGCAGCUGACCCUGAGUGGGAGCACGUCAACAACACGCAGACUUAG